AUGUGCAAACACACCUACCACCACUAUCCCAGCUGCGGACACAUCUCCAACUGGAGCCUGAUCAGCUGCCAAGAAUACACCAACAAGCUCCGCCUGGCCGGUCCAGAGCGCAGCGCAUCCUGCACCCAGAUCACAUCCUCCCACGACCUCCUCCUCCCUACCCAACCCAGCAUGUGCGUGCAGUGCGAGAGCGAGUGGGCUGAGAACUUCUCCAGAAACGACCAGAUCCAACCCUCCAACUAUUACCGGUCAAUCGAGGGUAUAGAUUCUAGGCAAAUUAUCGAAGUUAACGCGCGCAUGUUAAGCGACCCUAUUCACGACGACAGGGACACAAGCAGUACUGACCACAGCGACAAUGGCCAGGUCUUCUUGGGUGCUGCCGUUGAUAAUUCGGGAAAUGGGGACGCGGACAGUGCUGGCCACAGCGACAAUGGCCAGAUCUACUCGCGUGCUGUUGUCGGAGAAUCGGAGGAGGAUUGCGGAAGCCUGGCGUGUUCUGAUAAGUCGUCUAGAACGGCUUUUAAGUUUUCCCGUACUAAUACCAGUUCGCCGGUGGUGGCUGGAGAUCUUGAUUCUUUUAUCUCUACUAUCGUCAGGACCAGUCCGGAUUAUCUCGCACACAGCGGACAUGAAAAGGACAAUGCUGAAACUGAAACUCUGGACAUCGAGGAUGCUGUAUGUGUAUCCCCCAGCGAUACAAGUAGCUAUGACACAGACAGUUCUGGCUCGUCGCUCUGUGGAUCGUCUUUGAUAAGGUAUAACAUACUUAAGCUGAGAAUUGACGAAUAUCUUGAAAAGCGACAGCGACAGCGGGAGGUAGACACUGACCAUAAACAGCACGAUACUAAGACCUCUAGUGUGGACAUGAACAUUUACCUUGCUGACGUAGUUGACCCCUAUGUUGCUCUGAAGGACACACCUCCUGCAGACCCAGUUGGUAACCCUGAAGCUGACCAUCACUCAUGCGACGAGCCCACUCUUGACAUUGACAUUGUGCAGCAGCGUAUUGAAGCUACCAUCCUAAAACGCAUUGAAGAAAACAACGAAAAGGAAGCUCGGCAGGUAGCCAUCUCCAAGCUCCUAGACACCGCACUUCUAAAGAAGGACCGAUACGACCGGCGCGAGCGCAACGCCGAGCUCGGCAUCGAAGAGGACCCCCAUCUCUGGGACACAGAGUCCCUCGACCGAAUGUGGCAAGCAAAAGAUUAUACUACUGUAACCACCGCUGACGCCAGCAUCCCCGUCCCCCCACGGACCUGUACAUCCCCCCAGACCAAACAGGUCUCACCAACCUCAAACCCAGCCCCCCAGCCCCAGAAGCACCUGUACAUGGGCAGUAUGUUCGCCAGCGAAGAACAAGCCUACCAACGAGGACUGCGCGAAGUCCGACCCUACGGUAAUUACUCCGGUGAGUCUGAAGGGUUCAUGCUAGCCCUCUCCAUAGACGACGCGAACCGGCAGGGCCUGCUAGACCCAAUUCACGUGCGGGGCUGCUGCACGGAGCGACGCGCCGACUUCCACCUCUACUACGGGGCGAUGCAAGCACCGUCGGAGGUCGAAGCAGAAAAACGUUGGCUGGAGGAUAUCCGACGGAUCCCCGGCGAAAAUGGGAAUUUCUACGGGUUGUUGCGGGCGGAUGAUCUGCAGCAUGCCCGGGCAAUGGGACUCACGGAUAUCAGCCAUCCAUGGGGGUGUUGCAAGGAUGGGCUUUUUGCUAUGCCGGAGCGUGUGCGUCAUCGGUACACUGGGUUCAUGUGUGCGAUCUCAUUGGAGGAGGUUGGACAUAUGGGACUGUGUGAUGCGGAGCCAGUUCCUGGGGAAUGUGGCGAAUACUACGGUGGGACUUAUUAUGGGUAUCUUGAGGCAUAUUGUGAGUUGGAUGCUUUUCAGAUGGGAUUGAAGGAGCCUGAACAUGAUUGGGAUUGUUGUGUGAAGGCCGAGGUUGCCGAUGUGUCGAUCACUGAAGCGGGGCAGUACACGUAUUACGGUUAUAUGUAUGCAGGUUCUGAAGAAGAGGUUGUGGAUAGGGGCCUCGAGGAUGUUCUGCUCGUUCCUGGAUUUGAUAUAAAGUAUUCUGGGAAUUUACGGGCGGACUCCGAGGCGCAGGCGAAAGCUUUGGGGCUUUUUGAGCCUUCACGUAUUAAGUGA
Penicillium hordei is the source of this 2148-nucleotide messenger RNA. RefSeq lists its product as uncharacterized. Lineage: Eukaryota; Fungi; Ascomycota; Eurotiomycetes; Eurotiales; Aspergillaceae. The record is from RefSeq and is a predicted model, not a curated record. The transcript has a single exon. The coding region runs from base 1 to 2148 and encodes 715 amino acids.